CUUCUCGCGUAUAGAUAUGGACUAUGUAGCGCCAUUGGUGCUUAUUAUGGGAAUGGAAAACAACACAACUAAGCUGCUGUAGAAAACAUGUGGUCCCCUUUUGUGCACUUGAGCGACAGGGAAGUGAAAUGAAGUACUUAAUAUUCCUUCUUCUUACAGUAGCACAAACUACAUGCAUACUUGCAGCUUGCAAUGAUACAGACGUCUGUACUGCCGGGCUUGUUAGGGAUGUCUUAGCCGCCUUCUCUGCGAGCGGGAUCGAGGUCGCAGAUGCCUCGGCAGUAGGCAGCGCGCUGGCCACGGUGGUAACCAACUUCAGUUCCUCUUGCCUGGGAAUCACUCAGAGCGCUUUAAGAGCGGUCCGAUUGCUGUCACCCAGCGGCAAUGAGGACAACCUGGCACAGCUCGCCGGAAAUUACACCAUCGCCACGGGUUACCGCAUUGAGGUCACAUCCAUGGACCAGGAUCGCAUCGCGGAAGAGGUCAACUUUCAGAUGGACACCAACGUGUCCCUAUACGACGCUUGGAUCCUGGACGUUCCCUCCUCCGAAACCGCGUUGCGGGCUGGCGGCGUUGCGCUUCUGGGCGAGCUGGCAGCGCGAGACGCGGCGGGCCCGGGCUGGCUUGCGCAGAGCGGAGUGCACCCCUUCCUCCAAACCUACGCCGCCUCCUACAACGGCUCCCUCACCAGCGUCGUGCUCAGCGGCCAGGUGCCGCUGCUGUACUGGCGCCGCGACAUCUUCGCAGCGCACCUGGGCCCCGCCGCCGGGCCGCCUGCCACCUGGGAGCAGCUGCUGCAGGCCGCCGCCUGGCUGCAUGGACGCGACCUGGACGGGGACGGCCAGCCGGACUCCGCGCUGUGCUGCCAGGCGGAGGGGUGCUUCACGUCGGGGGUGCUGCUGGGGGCGAUGCUGGCGAGCAUGACGCAGCACCAGGGUCUGUCCACCGGCUGGCUCAUCCAUCCCGACACCAUGGCCCCGCUCGCCUCGGGUCCCCCGCUGCUGCGGGCGCUGGGGCUGCUGCGCAACCUGUCGCGCUACGAGUGCAGCGGCAGCAGCGGCUGCAGCUACGUGCACACGGCGUUCUUCGAGGGCACGUGCGCCAUGACAAUCAACUGGGCGCAGCAGUUCAAGGUCGCUGAGCUCAAGUAUCCCGAACUCCGGGGCAACGUGGGCGUGGCUGCCCUGCCGGGAUCUGCCGAGGUCUGGGAUCGUACGACGAAUACCUGGGUGUCGUGCGAUGACGUGGCUACAGCCUGUCCGUACGCGACGACCGAGGCGCCCUUACAGCUGGCCUCGCCACCGCCGCCACCGUCGCCGACGCCGCCGCGGCCCUCCCCGAGAGGGGGUGAAUCUAAUUGGGUCGCCGCUAUUCCUCCACAGCCGCCGACACCACCGCCGGCGCCACCGCUACCGCCGCGGCCCCCGCCGUUACCGCCAUCGCCGCCGCGGCCGCCGCUGUUACCGCCGGCGCCUCCGCGGCCGCCUCCGCGCCCGUCGCCGCCGCCGCGUCCACCACCUAAGCCCUCGCCGCCCUCGCCACCACUGCCUCCCACACCCCUUCCGUUGCCGUCCCUACCACCAGCACCACCACUGCCUCCUACCCUGCCGCCGCUGCCGUCCCUACUACCAACACCACUGCCUCCCACACCACCACGGUCACCCGAUGCUGCUGCUGCUCCUCCCGCCCUCCGUUCCCUGCUGGCUAGCAGCGGCAGCUCUUCCAGCUACAACAGCAGCAGUGACAGCAGUACCGGCAGCAGCGGCAGCAGUGUACGAGUCAACCGUGCGCCGUACUCGGGCAUGGCCGCGCUGCUGGGAGGUAUCGAUGCACGAACACCCCCAGAGUACCAGUCCGUCGCCUUCGCCUUCUUCGCUCAGUCCGCCUCCCCCAACCGCUCCUGGGAUCAGGUGCUCAGUGUGGAUUCGGUGGUGGGGCCCUUCCGGCUGGAGCACCUGCGGGAGGAGGGAUGGGGGCGCUGGCGGGCAGCGGGGUUUGACAUGAGGGAUCUGGAGCCCUUCCUGGCCGCCUGGACGGGCGCCCUGGAGCACCCCAAUGCCGCUCUACCGCUGCGGCUGCCGGGAGCCGCGGCGCUGCGGGACGCCC
Messenger RNA from Astrephomene gubernaculifera, 2106 nucleotides. Lineage: Eukaryota; Viridiplantae; Chlorophyta; Chlorophyceae; Chlamydomonadales; Astrephomenaceae. The record is from the annotation of a GenBank genome assembly.